Molecule: messenger RNA, 3964 nt
Organism: Monodelphis domestica (gray short-tailed opossum)
Lineage: Eukaryota; Metazoa; Chordata; Mammalia; Didelphimorphia; Didelphidae
Gene: ANKRD13B
Product: ankyrin repeat domain 13B
Cellular component (GO): cytoplasm
Molecular function (GO): protein binding
Source: RefSeq, a predicted model, not a curated record
CCAGGGUCCCCCCUCCUUCCCCAUCCACACAUCGGGGCUCCCCGGUCCCCACCUGCCUUUGAGGACGGGGGUAAAGAAGGGGCUGGCAUUUACGCUGGUCAUGCCAGGAGGAGGCAGGUGCCCUGUUCAGUCUUCUGCCCGCUGGGAUGUCUCUAGUGCCCACCAAGGCUGAGCCCCCUGAUGGCAGCCUCCGCCUCCGUCUCCUCCUCCUCCUCCUCCUCCUCCCGGGCGACUGCUGCUUCUCUCCCCCUCCUCCCUCCUUAUAGCGCUGCCUUUGUGUGCAGGGGUGUGGGAGGAGAGGCAAAGAACUCGAACAGCGCUGCCUAGUGCUGGUAACCCAGGGCUGGGGCUUCUCCUCCUCCUCCUCCUCCUCCUCCUCCUCCCGGGGACGCUGGGAACCCGCUCCCCCUCCCCCUGCAUCGUCGCCGCCGUGCCCCCCUCCGCCCGCCUCCGCCGGCGCACGCUUGUUCGCUAGCCUGCUCGCCAGCCUGCCUCCCCAGGCACAUGCCCGUGCAGCCGCCCGUCGCCGGGCUUCCAGAGCAGGCUCUGCCGCCGGCCCCGCUCCCAGUCCCCGUCCCCCCACCCCGGGCCGGGAGAGGCGGCCCCGGCAUGCGGAGGACAGGAUGAUCGCCUCUGCCGCCACCAGGAAGGGGCCGGAGGGCAGAUACCCGCUGCACUACCUGGUAUGGCACAACCGCUCCCGGGAGCUGGAGAAAGAGGUCCGCGGCGGCCAGGUGGAUAUUGAGCAGCUGGACCCACGAGGCCGGACUCCCCUGCAUCUGGCCACCACGUUGGGGCAUUUGGAGUGUGCCCGGGUGCUCCUGGCACAUGGUGCGGACGUGGGCAGAGAGAACCGGAGUGGCUGGACAGUGCUCCAGGAAGCCGUGAGCACCCGGGACCUAGAAUUGGUACAGCUUGUGUUACGGUAUCGGGACUACCAGAGGGCUGUGAAGAGGCUGGCAGGCGUCCCUGUGCUCUUGGAGAAACUCCGAAAGGCCCAGGAUUUCUACGUGGAAAUGAAAUGGGAAUUCACCAGCUGGGUGCCCCUGGUGUCUAAGAUCUGUCCCAGUGACACCUACAAGGUCUGGAAGAGCGGCCAGAACCUUCGAGUGGACACCACGCUUCUCGGUUUUGACCACAUGACGUGGCAGCGGGGAAACCGGAGCUUCGUCUUCAGGGGCCAAGACACCAGCGCAGUGGUGAUGGAGAUCGACCACGACCGGAGAGUGGUCUACACAGAGACCCUGGCCUUGGCCGCCCAUGACCGGGACGUCCUGCUGGCUGCUGUCCAGCCGACGGAGGAGCAGGUGCUCAGCCGCCUCACUGCACCUGUGGUCACCACUCAGCUGGACACCAAGAACAUCUCCUUUGAGAGGAAUAAGACGGGCAUCUUGGGCUGGCGCAGCGAGAAGACUGAAAUGGUGAACGGCUAUGAGGCUAAGGUGUAUGGUGCCUCCAACGUGGAGCUCAUCACCCGAACACGGACGGAGCAUUUAUCAGAACAGCACAAAGGCAAGAUCAAAGGGAGCAAGACCCCACUGCAGUCCUUCCUGGGCAUUGCCGAGCAGCAUGGGGGGCCCAAUAAUGGGACCCUGAUCACUCAGACUCUGAGCCAUACCAACCCCACCGCCAUCACUGCAGAGGAAUAUUUUAACCCCAGUUUCGAGCUUGGUAACCGGGACAUGGGGAGGCCCAUGGAGCUUACCACCAAGACCCAGAAGUUCAAAGCCAAGCUGUGGCUAUGUGAGGAGCACCCACUAUCUCUGUGUGAGCAGGUGGCCCCCAUCAUCGACCUCAUGGCCAUCAGCAAUGCCCUCUUUGCCAAGCUCCGAGACUUCAUCACCUUGCGCCUGCCUCCUGGUUUUCCCGUCAAGAUUGAGAUCCCCAUCUUCCACAUCCUUAAUGCCCGAAUCACCUUCGGGAACCUCAACGGCUGUGAUGAGCCAGUGACCUCUGUCCGAGGCAGCCCCAGCAGUGAAGCCCCGUCCCCCAGCAGCGACAACUCCAGCAUCAGCAGCUCCAGUUCCAUGACAUCCUGCCGAGGCUGUGAGAUCGCCCCUUCCCUGUUUGAGGCACCGCGGGGGUACAGUGUCCUGGGCAGCCAGAGGGAGCCUGGCCGUGAGGAAGAGGAUGACUUGUUGCAGUUUGCAAUCCAGCAGAGCCUGUUAGAGGCAGGCAGUGAAUAUGACCAGGUCACCAUCUGGGAAGCGCUGACCAAUAGCAAGCCUGGCACCCACCCCAUGUCCCAGGAAGGCCGAAGGCCAGACAGGCCCCCCCAGCACACGCCCCAGAGGCAGCCCGGCCCCCCGGCCCCCCCAGCCUCCGCCCCCAGCCCUGGCGGCCCGGGCCACGUGUUCCCUAGCUACGAUGAGCAGCUUCGUCUGGCCAUGGAGCUGUCCGCCCAGGAGCAAGAGGAAGCCGAACGCAGGGAGCGCCAAGAAGAGGAAGAAUUCAAACGAAUCCUUCAGUUGUCACUGACGGAGCAGUAGCCCCGGCCCCCCCUCUCCCCUCUCCGCCGCCUCCGGCCUCCCGGGGACCGCUCCACAGGGUGCUAAGGCUGGGGACACCCGGAACAGAGCCCAGGACAAGCCCGCCCCCAGCACCGGGAGGGCAGGGCCCGGACGUGACUGAAGGGGAGGGGAAGGACGUUCCCCCUACCUCAACUCCCGCCCCCACCCCCCAUACUCAGCUUGAGCCACCGGGCAUGAGCACUGGGGACACGAGGUGGGGACCGCAGCCCGGAGCGCGUGAGCGGAGUUCAGACGUGGUGGUGCGGGGCGGAGAGGGGCUGGGGGUGAUACCAAGUGCAGAGGGCGGAAACAGAAGGGCUUCUGGGGCCUCUUCCGCCCUGGGGCACGGGUGGCUCCGCUCCCCUCCCCCACCAGACCUCGAGCAUCUUUUCCCCAUCCCUUCCCUUGGGGCGGGGGGGAGCCUUUCGUCCUCCCGCGUUCCCCCCGGAUUCAAGUCCCCUGCCCGGAGCAGCGCUGGUGUCCCGGCUGACGCACAGUCCUCGAGAGGUGGCGGGAUGGGCGAGAGGAGGAAGCCUGAGCCCUGGCCCCUUUGCCCCAAUACUCAUCCCUUGCCUGCUUUCUCUGCCCUGGGGAAACGUUCUUAGGCCCCGCCCCCCACAUCUGGCCCGACCCCCUGGGGGAGGGGAGCUACGCCCCGCCCCGUGUGCUCCGCCCCAACACAAACCAGCACCUCGGAGGGGCCCGGCCCCCCUCGACCCCUCCCUGAGUCAAGUGCACUUAGCUGGGCCUGGGCGCCUUGGGCGCUGCUGCCAGCUCCCCCUUCCCCACCCCUCCUGGUUCUCAGGGUGGCCCUGACCUCUCCCAGGUGGCGGGCACAAUGCUGGAACCCGUGGCCCUGGGCGGCAAGAGCAGGGAGGAAGGCAGAGUGUCACCCCCAGCCUCCGCGGUGCCCCCUCCUCGAUGCCAGGCUGCCUUCUGGCACCUCCGAGGAUGGGGGAGGGGGCCUAUCGGGAAGAGGGAGCCCAGAAGGAGCCCAGGUCCGGAGACCGGGUGGCGGAGGUGUGGUGUGUAAGGGGGUCACACCCAGCUCUCCCGACGCCCCCUGGCACCCAUACCCCUCGCCGCUCCCACUCCCAUCAGCUGCUGCUAUCCCUCCCCACCCCUGCUGAGGGUGCAACCACAGAAACCUUCCACCCAAUGGUGCUAACUCCUCCCUGCUCUCCCCACCCCAAGAAGCACAGACCCCCGGGCAAGGGUCCCGAUGCACACACCGCCCUCCCCCGCCAUCCCCCAAGGACUGGCUCACACUGUGAGAAGGGCCCGGCCAGCCAGACAACUCCGAACACACGCGCACACACACACAGGUCAAAAAAGCAACAAGACUGACCCCUCCCGUCCCUCCCACUUCCCCUGCCAGCCCUCCCCUCCCCCGGGCCAGGGACACUCCAGCAGAAGAGACACAAUAAAGAAAACCAACGAAAAAGGCUUUAAAA